Molecule: messenger RNA, 1070 nt
Organism: Williopsis jadinii
Lineage: Eukaryota; Fungi; Ascomycota; Saccharomycetes; Phaffomycetales; Wickerhamomycetaceae
Exons: 1
Coding region: 67-1035 (322 amino acids)
Source: RefSeq, a predicted model, not a curated record
UCGACUUCGUCUACUGUGGGUGAAAAGAGUGAGCCUCACGACUCUAAAAACUCGAGAUUCUUUUCAAUGUUUGCUAAUGAAAGCCAGCCUUCAACUCCACUGGAAGAACCUUCCCAAAAGGAGCCAAAGGGUGACGUUUCCAAGAUUCUUUCGUUCUUGGAUCGUGGUCAAACUCCGGGUGAGAAGGUGUCAACUCCAAAGAACAUCUCUCCACCUCCAGGGUUAGCACACCCACAACAAUCAACUGGAAGAUCCCAAUUCUUUGCUACUCCAACAGGGGGGUCCCCACAACAACAGGAGCAGCCAGAUAAGAACCAAGAGUUUCAAAAGCAGAAACAACCUCAGUUCCCUCCUGGUCUCGGUCCUCAGAAACAACAACAUCUGGUUGGAUCUCCUUUGCCACAGCGAGAGAACAUUGACCAGCAAAAUGCAUCCGACCAACAGCAAAAGCAAUCUGUGCGUGGUGAUACUGCCACUCCGCAAGAUCAAAAACCGGCUUCUCAAGCGCAACAGAAGAGCCAUUCACAGCAACAACAACCAUCUCAUCCUCAGCAGAUGUCAUUCCAACAACCCCCACCUGGUCUUCAAGGGAUGCCACAGAUCCCACCAUGGAUGAAUGCAAAUAUCCCACCAAAUGUUAGACAACAGAUGUUGGCACAGGCCCAACAACAACAGCGUUUCAUGAUGCCUCCUCCAGGUAUGGGUAUCCAUUUACCUCCUGGAAUUCCUCAAGGCAUGCCUCCACCGCAAUUCCAAGGUGGCAAUGCCAACUUUGUUCCACAGCAACAAAUGAGAGGUAACAUGCCUCCUCAAAUGAUGUAUCCACCACAACUUAAUGAGCAUGGCAUUCCAAUGUUCUUGCCUCCUGGUAUGGCUCCUCCAUCAGGUCAUCAACAAGGACGUCCACAACAGCAAGAGAGUCAACAGCAAGGUCAGCAACAAUCACAGCAGCAAUCACAGCAGCAAUCACAGCAGCAACCACCACCAGGGUUUUAUCCUGGUCCACCUCAAGGGUACAUUCCUACCAAGCGUUAGAUACGUGACAUGACAGAUUUUUGUGUUUUUUGGUU